This is a messenger RNA of Cuscuta epithymum, 3097 nucleotides long. The record is from the annotation of a GenBank genome assembly. Lineage: Eukaryota; Viridiplantae; Streptophyta; Magnoliopsida; Solanales; Convolvulaceae.
ACCUAAAAAAAAAAUUACCCCCUUUCCAUCCCUUUCACACGUGCGAUACUUCCUCCCGAUUUUCAAUUUUCGCGCAUCCCCCCUUCUCCAUUCCUUCGAACUGCCCAAUCUCCCCCCUUCUUCCUCCGAUCAAUUUUGCUUCGUCCUUGCGUUGCUGGAACGUCUUCGAACUGCCCAACCUUCCCCGUCGCUGGCCGUCGCUGCCCAACCUUCGAACUGCCCAACCUCCCGACGAAGCCAACUGUCGUCCCUAGCAACCCCGAAGACUAGCCUCGUCCCCUGCAACCCCCGUCGAAGGCAUCCUGCCAACCCUCCGUCGAACGCCAGACUCCUCCACGCCAGCCCCCGUCAAAGGCGACCUUAAUCGCUGCACAUACAAGGUCCGAAUCCUCCUCCCCCUCUGAGUCGAAAAUGGUGCGAACUCCUCUUGCAACCAUGGCCGAAAGGGCACUUGAACUCCAGAUCCCAUUGAGCAAGCAUUUCCCUGCGCAGUACUCUAUGUGCUCGGAUGUCAAACAUGUUUCCAAGUACGUGAAGGACAUGCUUUCCAAACAACAAAUGGCACAGUUUCGGAAGACACCAUGGGGUCAUUUUGCUGACAUACCUGAUAUUCAGUUUUGUGCCCAAAUCGUGCACAUGUUGUUGUUACGUAUGGUCAAGCAACAACCCAAAGAUGAGCUCUGGUUCAACAUAGUGGGCAAAAUAGAAGAAUUCACAUACAACGAUUUCUGCCGCAUCACAGGCUUACCUCCGGCAGCCCCCAGGCCUGCCGUUGCCGAAGAUACUGAAAAAGAUGAUGAAGACGCUGAAGAUGAGGAAGAACCUGGGGAGAUUUCGAAGACCUACUUUGGUGGAUCACUGGAUAUCACUUUCCAGAUGAUGAAGGACAAGGUUGAUGAAGUACGGGGAGGUAAAAAAAGGAAAGGUGACCUACCAGUGAAGCUUGCAUCCCUCUUUGUAGUUGAGAAUGUACUGUUGGGAAAAGAUAGGACAACUAGGAUCAGCCGGAAGUCUAUUCAGCUUGUGAAUGACUUUGAAGAGUUCAAGAAGGAGCCCUGGUCGAGAGAUGCAUAUGAUUUGCUUGUCACACAUGUCAAACGUCUUCUUGAUGGGCAUCCAAUGAAGUUUGUUGACAGUAAAACUAACAACCCUGAGUACAAAAAUGCCAAGUUUUCCAUCUACGGGUUCAUAUUGGUCUUACAGGUGUGGGCAUAUGAAAGAAUUCCAAAAUUUGGGGAACACUUUGGCACACGUGUUGGGAAUGAUGAAGUCCCAAUACUAAAUUGGACAUGUCAUGGCAAAUUCCGGUCAUCUAAGAUACGGAAACUAGUCUUUGCUGAUGAGGUGCCUACACCCCCUAAUUCUGAUGAUGAAGACGAAGGUGAACAUGACAAUAUUGAACUUGAAACAAAGGAAAAGGUUGAAGAAAUGUGUUCAAAUAUUGAUGAGAUAAAAAUCAGUGUUCAAAGGUUGGAAAAAAAAGUGGACGAGGAGCUUGGUGAACUGAAAAACUUACUGGUUAAGGUUAUUGAUACAGUCAACAAGGCUUUACAGGAAAAGGGGAAUCCAUAUGGCCCAAGUCAGCACGGAGAAGAAACAGAAGUUUGUACAACACCUGUUGAAGUUCAAAGGAUGUCUACUCAUGGUGUUGAGAAUGCAGGGACCGCGGCUGAAGGGAAGAAUUCUUGUCCUGUUCUUCCUGAAGAUCAGAAUAUGUAUACUGACCGUAUUGUGCAUGUCGCAACUGAGGCUGAAGAAGAGAAAUCCAAUGCUGUUGUUGGUCAACUACAACGUGGACUGCAAAGUGAUCCUGUAAUGAAUGUUGUUGCCGAGGUGGGAGAUGACUUUGCUUUGACACCUCACGCUCCUUUAGCAAACUUGGAUUGGGACCUUGGUGAUGAAGUUGCAACCGGCGGUGUAGACAUGAUGGCCCUCGAAGAAGCUAGUAUGAAAGAAGUGAGAAAGAGAAAGAGGUUGCCAUCGAAGUACAUUUGCAGCCCAUUCAUAGCUCCCGCCGCAAAGAGGCCUAAGGUUGGAGGCACCAUAACCCGAGCGCAACUACAACAAAGUGACGAAGAAUGUCAAUCCUUCAAGGCAUGGGUGGAGGAAGAUGAUGAGGUAGAACCGUGCGUAAUUGAGAUAGCUAUCCCAUCAUCUUACCCGACAAAUAGGGCCUUCUUCCGAGAACUGAUUGAUGAAACCGGAUGGCUAAGCAGCCAGCAUUUGGAUGCACUUGUUCUUAUGUUUCGCGAAUGCAUUCAUGACGAGGCCUAUGAACUCUUGAGUCCUUUGUUCGCGUACCAACUUUUACGGAAGAAUGUAGCUGAUGAUUCACAAUGGAGUGGGGAUCGAUUCCUUAACAAAAUGGACUGGAGCCGGUAUGAAAAGGUGUUCAUGCCGUUGCACAGUGAUGGCAAACAUUGGGUGCUGUCUGAAAUUGACCUUGUCAAUAGAAUCGUACGGGUAUACGAUUCUAUGAAGACCCGUAGGUUAGUUGGAUGUGUGAGGCUGUUGUGUGUGAGACUUCCACACCUGUUUCGAGUCAUAAAAUGCAACCCCGCUCUUAGCGCCACAGCAGAUUCACAAACUUGGAGAGCGGAGGCAGUGGACGAUGUUCCACAACAGCAACCCGGUUCCGGUGUUUGCGGCGUCAUGGUUAUGGCCUUUGCCGAAGCACUCUUGCAGAAGUUGCCAUUACUGCCCGGGUGUGCUUAUGACAACAUGGCAUUAAAAAGAUGUGAAUUCGCAAUGAGGCUUUGGAGUUUGAGGAAGCGGUCGAGUUAGACAGGAUGUUUGGAGGAUGUGUUUGGUUGUGAAACAAUUAUGUAACAUUACUGUAUACAUUUUAUUAUGCUCAAUUUUGGCCUACAUGGAUUUGGUUGUUAAAUGUAGGAGGUUCUACAAUGUUACACUAUAAAUGUUGUACAACGUCCUAGAAUGUACUCCCAAGGAUUACCAGAAAUGGUGGCAUACAAUUACGUUUGGUUUUUGUGGCAAUAUAUUUAUAUAUAUUACGGAGGAUGAUUUUGCUUGUGAAGAAGAAAAUUGGUAUGACUUCGGCAAAAAUAAGGAAUUGUUGAAAUUUGUAUAAGAUAGG